This is a messenger RNA of Strongylocentrotus purpuratus (purple sea urchin), 6904 nucleotides long. Its product is annotated as formin-like protein 5. Bases 116 to 2467 code for a protein of 783 amino acids. The transcript is spliced from 4 exons. Lineage: Eukaryota; Metazoa; Echinodermata; Echinoidea; Camarodonta; Strongylocentrotidae. The record is from RefSeq and is a predicted model, not a curated record.
CUUCCACGAAGGUGAAAUCGGUGCCUCUUUCAUCCCUCCUCCGCUACCCUUUGUCAACGGAAACACGGUGAGGAAAGAGGCAGAGGAUGAGUUGGCGGACUGUGGGUAUGUCAGCAUGAAAGAUGCUCCUCCGGCUCUGAAACAUUCCCUGAAGCUAGAUAACAACGAGAACGAGAUGGGGGUGCAGAAGAAAGACAAGGGUAAGAAGGUGGAACCAAGUGCGGAUGAGAUGGAUUUGUUACCCCCUCCUCCUCCUAUGGAUCACCAAGAGAUGCCAAGCUGUCCAGGUCAGGAGGUAGAGUUUCCUCCCCCGCCUCCUAUGGCAGAGAUAGCUGGUGAUACGAAGGAGAACAUUGCUGCCAUCAUGGCACGCUUCAAGCAGCAGGAGGAUAAGCCUGAUGAAGAACCACGUCGUGCUGCUUCACCACCAAGAAAAAAGAUCAUAUCAUUGCCACCGGCCAUUGCUGAUGGAGCAAAAAGCGAGAGUCGACCUGAGAAUACCUCCCCGUCAAAAUCGAGGAUUGCGGAGCGUAUAGCACAGCUGAAAGAACAGGAAGUAAUGAGUGAGAGAGAGUCCAGUGGAGCAGCUGGCGUAGCGAUGGCGAGAGAGAGUGAGUAUGCUAAUACACCUGGCAAUGAUCAGGCGGUCAAACGCAGACCGCCUGCUCCAGUCAGAGACCCAAACACUAGACUGACCAUGAUUGAGAACACAUCGGUGCAGAGAAUGUCCUAUGGGAAUGGAGUGGAUGUACGUAUGGUGCGAACGCGAAGUGAAGAGUACAGAAUACAGAGCCAAUUUGGUGGAUCGGUUUAUGAUGAUACUGUUGUUGGAAGCACUUAUAUUGACAAUGUUGCAUAUCGAAAUCCCAUGGAGCACACGUAUGGAGUUAUACCCGAUGUACCUCCACCACCUUUUCAAGCACCCCCACCUCCUCCACCGAUGUCACACCUACCCCAUCAUGGAGCUGUGAGACCGAUGAGUGUGGCUGCUGUACCCCCACCACCUACACAUGCACCCCCUCCAGUACCCCCUCCAAUGCCAUCAGGCAACACCAACAAUACCAACAACAUCUUCAUGCAGAUUCCAGGUGCCACGUCGAGACCACGGAGCCAGAUACUGUUCCCGGAUGAUGUCCCACCGCCCCCUUCAGUUGCCCCUCCAGCACCCCCGCAGCCCCCGCCCGUACCAAGUGGUCCCAAGCCAGCACACUUGAUGUCCAUUCCUGUCACAACAUCAUUUGCACCACCACCAGCACCCCCUCCCGCCGUGGCCAGUUUCGCCCCUCCACCUCCGCCCCCACCUGUUAUGGGGGGUGGAAGACCCCAGCACAUUCCUGCACCUCCACCAAUGGGUGGAAUGGUACCCCCUCCUCCACCAGCACCCAACGCCCCGCCCCCACCUCCACCACCUGCAGUAAACAAAUUCACAGGAGGAGGAGGAGGAGGAGGAGGAGGAGGAGGAGGACUACUGGAUGGCCUCUCAGCUGUACAACUCAAGACAGUUUCAAGAGAAAAGAAGAAAUCGCUGUCCACCGAAGCUCCCAUGACUAACUUGAUGGCUGAGCUGCAGAAUUUCACUGGAAGGCUGCGUCCCACCCCAAAGCAGAGCAAGCCACCUUCACCAGAGCUCAAAGAUGAGACUGACAAUGGAGUCAAUCAAUUCCAGCUGAAGCAAACCAAGACGAAUGGUACCAGAUCAGACACACCCUCGCCCCCUCAAGCUCCGUCACCGCCACAGCACCAGAACGGCAACAACUCCACCCAGUCUAAUGCCUACCGUCUCUCACCGAACGGCAACGGAGGACCACCCGUGACACCCAAGUCGACCAAACCUACACCAAUGGUGAUGCCUAAACCUGGGAAGGUACCGGCAUCACCUUCCACAGCACCUCCUGCGCCGCCGGCACCGCAGAAAGCCUUUACGCCACCAUCGCCACCACAGAAGGCGCCUAUUGCACCGCCAUUGGCGCAGAAAGGCCCUCCACCUCAGACAUCACCUAAGAGAGCUGACUACAGUAAGAGAAUCUCCAUGCCUCCAGAAACAAGACCGCUCUCACCAACGGUGAUGGCAGAGAGGACUCGGAAGGUAUCAGCGCCGGCACUACCGGUGCAGCCACCAGAGGGCUAUGAUAACUUGCCAGCUUGGAAGAAAGCCAUGGUGGAUAAAAAACUCAAGGAUGCCAUGGCUAAGGAGGAAGAGGAGAGAAGAAAACAAGAGGAGGAGUCGUCCAAGUGGCAGGGGGUGCCGGAGUGGAAGCGUAAACUCAUGAUGGAGAAGGAGAAGAAGAAAGUUGAUGAGACCGAGGCUUCUGUGGAUAAGACACAGGUCGAACGAGAGGCCAAGCUACGCUCCAUGCCCACGUGGAAGCGGAACAUUGUCAAGAAAAAGCUGGGUGGGGAUGGUGACGAUAGCGGUAGCGCAUCGAAAGGUGCGUCUGGUUUUGAAGAGACGUCGACAGCUCUGUAGAGUAUAACAAUAGCAUGUUGUCGAAACUAAUGACUUUGAUGAGCUACAAAUGGAGAGUUGGUGCUAGAAGCUUGUUUAGUUACGGGACAUACUAAGAGAUCUGAUGCAACCAUGCACUGACCGUUGGAUGACUGCAGAUGUUAUCAUCCAUGCAGUCGUCCACAUCUCCUCGUCUAUGUAGAACAACUCCUGAAUAAGCGUUGGGUGAAUUGGCUGGGCAACAUAUAUGAGCCAAGCUGAUCUAAAAGUGACAUGGUGCUUGGAAUUCCAGAUGUACACAUACGUUGGUCUUUGAUGUUGUUUUUCUGUGUGCAGGUCUUAUGGUGGUUCAAAGGGAAGGAAAGCUGGACAGUUGAAGAUCAGUAUGAACAGUUGAAGCUGAUCGUAGAUUGACAUGGUGCUUUGAAUUCAAGGUUAACUCUGGACUUUGUUGAGUGUUCUUCAGACUGAGCAACAGUAGUCCAUGUCAUAUCCUGAUGGUGUCAGUGAACAGUAUGAACUUGUUCUAGUUAAAAGAGUUAAGAUCUUCUUAGGAUUUUGUUCUUCUUCAAAAUAAGCAGCAAUUGAUCCUGGCACAAGGAUAGAGCACAGAUCAUGACAUCGUCAGUGACCUGUAUGAACUGUUUCUAUCAAGACACUCCUACAUGUACAUGUAGAUCUUCUCUAUAUAGUAGUUUUGAUGCAUGUACGCUGUACUGUCAACUUGAUAGCACUUAUCCCAAUACAUCACAGUGAUGAACGAAGCACAAGAAUAUUUACAUACAUUUAGUAGUACUUCACAGAGUUGAUUCUGCUCCGUUUAAUUGAAUAUAAAGGUUGGAAGAUAACAGAUGUGGAAAGUAAAUGUAGAUGGAUUGCACCAAGCACAAGGGUGAUUGAAAUUCUGUUUCUAAUGCCAGGCACACUCCAGCUGGACAUGGGGGCGGGGGAAGAGGCAAGGAAAUCUGUUUUGUCUAGCUUGAAAGCUUUAAAUACAGAAAUCUUACCGCACUUUCUUACCUCACAUCUGUAGUUCACAAAUAUGCAUCAUAUAUCUAUUUUUAUCACAUCACUAUUGAGUCACAGUCACCCUUGUGCAAAUAUACAUGUACCUAUAAACGAAAAUGCAAUUAUGCAAUCUGAAUGUGUUGGAAAUUAUUCCAUCAUUGAACAAACAUGUUAAAGACAAGAUGUUAUUUUCAAGGUAUUGUUUGAAUGUGACAGAGACGAUCGAAUCGGCGCAUCUCAAACAGUCUUUAUCUAAAACUUGAAUGCAAUUUAUCUGAUGGUGCAUAUUGAAAGCAUAAUGGAUCAAACGAUGGUGUCUGAACAAGCUGUGAUAUUGGUGUACAUGUAUAUACAGAGCAAUUUAUAUUUGUAAAUAUCGUAAACGAAACACACUACUGUUGAUGCGGACACAUCUUUUUCUUGUUGCAUUCUGAAAUCUUCGAAAAAAUUGGUGUGUUUAAUCGUCAGAUAUCACUGGUUUGAAAGACCGAUAUCACAAUUGGUUUUCGAUAAUGAAUUUCACACAAUCACACCCAAUGCACUAAAUCGUACGACAUAUUGAACAACUUAAUUCUGAUAUUGGUGUUCUGGAAGGAGACAAUGGAUAAUCGACAUACAUUUUCACAUAUGAUUUUUUAUCUUAGCUAUAGUACAGACCCAUGAGUUAAUUUUGUUUCCAGUUAACUAAAGCAUAGUUUUGCACUUGUUUUAACGCAUUGCCUAGGAAAAUUAUAUUUUUUCUCUUAGGGCAAGGUGAAUCGAAUGAUGUAAUGGAAUUUUAAUUAUUUUUCCAUCUUUGUGGAACAUUCCAACAUUUUAAUCUAUUUCCAAAAGAACAUAAAAAUAUGAGCAUGCAUUUAUUUGCCAGAAGUUGUCAUAUUUAUUGGGCAUUCCAGAAAGAUCUUUCAAUUUAAAAAUGGAUACCUCAAAAUGAUCUUGUUAAAAUGUUGAGGAUAAAAAAAUUCAUAAUUAACAUUAUUUCUAUCUAUAGGUACACAUACCCAUAUAAUUUAUCAUAUUUGAGAUCGAUUAGAGGGCUAUACACUGUAGAUAAUGCAUUAGAGCAGGUUAGAAAUGAACAGUAUAUGCAUAUAACAAAUUAAUUUAUUCAUAUUUAUAAGAGGUAGCUUUCUCCUUGAACUAUGUUUAUUCUCUGAUUUUAAUGUUGCAGUGUCGGGCAAGCUUUUGUGACGAGGAAGGCAGGUGACUUGCAAUUGCCUUUUUAUGUUUUUGUUUUUUUAGCGAAUGAAAAAGGUGCUAGUCGUAGUUAUGCAAUGGAUAUACACGGCCAUGCAUUGUAGUAUGGUGGUUUCAAUACAGAGCCUGAGAUCAAGAUAAAUUUGGAUUAAACCUUUUGGAAAUGUUUCAUUUAGUGAAAGUAGAAAUAUUUCUGAAAGGAUUAUUCUCUUGUUAUUCUAAAUAUAUACUUGUUAGGAAAGGAAAAAAGAAGAGAUGUACAAGAUUUUCAUUCCACCAGAAUAUCUUUAUUUCAUAUUACCCUUUGAAUUGUACUUAUAGUUAGAUGGCUUUACAAUAGCCUGUGACACAAAAAUAUGUAUACUACCUUGCUUUGAUAGACGUAAUAUAACUUAAAAAUGUCAUUUAUAUUAUUUCAAUUACAAAUUUUCUUUCAAUGUUGGGCAUUUUGCGUUCCGGAUACAUCUUUUUGUGCUAUUACAUCUCACUACUACCUAAGACAUGUAACAGUAAUUUUAUUUAUUUCAUUCCAUGAUGGCAUUUUGGGUUUAGCAAGUGUAAAAUUUAUAAGUUAACGAUUUCAAUCAAUAGUCAUUUAGAUUUUGUUUCUUCGAGUUUUAAUCAUAAAGUGAAUAGAUGAGUGAAUAAACAGAUGUAGAUAUGACAGUGGGUUACUUUUCUUUAGCAAGAUACCACGUCAUAUCGAGACGAGCCUUUACGCUUUUUAACUGUCAUGUUUACAAUACCUGCGUGUAUUUCUAUAUUUGUUUUGUUUUUGUAGGACUGUGAUCAGUUUAGUUUUGUUUAUAUUAUGGACAGGGGGCUGGAUACCCACUGACAGUAUAAAAACUUUUUACUUUUUCAGUAUUAUAUUGAUAUGUGAUGUAGUACCAUAGAAGUUAUAAUUUUUUUUCUAAAUAGAUUACACUAUGCACUGUAAAAUAACAUCACAAAUCACUAUCCGAACAAAAAGUAAUUGGCUAUAUUAGUAUCCACCAGCCUAUUUUUUGGUUUAUCUUUCAGGGGAUGUGGCUAUAGAAAUAUAUCUUAUUCUCUUGUUUUAGUAGCUUAUUCUUAUUUCUUUGCACAUUUCAAAUUGAUUUAGUAAAAUUAAGAGUUUAACAAAUUGAAAAUGUAUUAUUUCACAUUGUUGUGUAGUUUAGUGCAACUUUACAUUAUGAAUACAAAAUGGUAUAUUUAAUGUAUUGCCUUACUUAACAUGACAUGGAACAAUUUGUUACUGAUUAUGCAACAACGCACUGCAACCAACUAUGGAAACACUCCGUCAAAACAAUCUGCAAUGACAUUGAAGUUGAUGUAAUACAGGGUAGACAUUUUUAAUUAUUUUGUUUUUACAUUUAUGCACUGCAAGCUAUGUAAACACUAUGUUAUGCAACAUUGAAUGGAAUUAGACAUACAAUGUAGAAUGUUUCACUUAUUUUGUUUUUGUAAUACCUCUCUAAGUACACAUACAUGUAGAUAGAUGUAGUUUAGUAUCGUAAUCUACUGGUGUUGUAGUUUUCAUGUGUUCUAUCUCUUUUUAUUAUUUAUAUCAUUCAGGCUGGUCCUAUAUAUCUUUGGCGAUUUUAGAAUGUAAUAAUCUGGGGUAUUGUUAAUCUGCCCAUGCUGUCCAUUCAUCUACAAUCCUGCCAUAAUAGAAGUAUUAUCGUGCUAUUUGUUCUUCAUUCAAUUUAGUUUUUAGUGAUUUUUAAAAGAAAUUAUUAUUUAGUUACGAUACAUGGAAUGUACAGAACAUGAACCAAUUUCUCUGGAUUCCACAAUGCCCAAAUUGAGUAGGAUUCAAGAACAUUUCAUUGCCUUGUCAUUUUUCUUAUACUAAUAUGCUCUUAAUAGAUGGUUAGUUGGCUCUUUUAAUGACCCUUUUAAUUACCAAAUUGACGACAAAGGUGAAAUAUUGAUAUUAGGAAAUGUAUUAAUUCACUCAAAUAAGUUUAGUAGAAUAUAUAUGUAGAACACUUGGGUGGUCGAGUUGAAUUGAGGUAAAUGUGACAUAAUAACAGCUCAUAUCGUAGUGUGUGGAAUAUCACAAAACUAAUGAAAUAACUCUUCAUAAUACGGUAUUGAAACUUUAUAUUUUAACUAAAAAGAAAUUAAGUUAUGAAUUGUAUAAUGUUAUAUUAAAUAUGUAUGAUUGGUUGUGAUGUAUAUGUAUCAUGCUCAUAUCUUGUCACAAGCAAAGAGUGUAUGUACACAAUGUAAUCUUUUGGUGAAAUAAAGACACUAAAAAUCAAA